Messenger RNA from Triticum turgidum subsp. durum (durum wheat), 1362 nucleotides. The record is from the annotation of a GenBank genome assembly. Lineage: Eukaryota; Viridiplantae; Streptophyta; Magnoliopsida; Poales; Poaceae.
AUGUCGGCUCCGAAGAUCAUCGUCCAUGGCAGUGGUGACGAGCUUCAGGAGGGAGACGAGGAUCACCACCCUGACGUCGAGGCGGGUGACAGCGGUGGCACAACGACGACGAGCAGUACACAGGUGGCGGCGCCGGGGCGGGAGCGCCUCGUGUCACUCGACGUCUUCAGGGGGAUCACCAUUGCGCUCAUGAUCAUUGUUGACGAUAUUGGUGGUCUCAUUCCAAAGAUAAGCCACUCGCCGUGGGAUGGCGCCACACUAGCGGAUUUUGUGUUCCCCUUCUUCCUCUUCGUCGUGGGAAUCUCAUUGGCCUACGCCUACAAAAGGGUGUCAAAUAGAGUGUCAGCAACCAAGAAGGCCGUGCUCAGAGCUGCAAAUCUCUUUCUUCUAGGCCUCUUGCUUCAAGGUGGCUUCUUCCACAACAUACAUGAUCUUACAUAUGGGGUUGAUAUUGGCAAGAUACGAUUAAUGGGUGUCUUACAGAGAAUUGCAAUGGCAUACCUAGUGGUGGCGCUGUGCGAAAUCUGGCUACGGGGUGGUAGAGAAGGUGGCAUAGGCUCUGGCUACACAAUAAUCAGAAAAUACCGAUGCCAGCUUCUUGUGGGUUUAGUCCUCACGGCCAUAUACACAGUGAUUUUGUACGGUUUGCCCGUGCCGGACUGGGUGUACGAUGUCACAUCAUCGGACUCAACCAUGAAGCAUUUUGUAGUGAAAUGUGGAGUGAGAGGGCAUACAGGACCAGGUUGCAAUGCCGUUGGCAUGAUCGAUCGAAGUAUCUUUGGAAUCCAACAUCUUUAUACACGCCCGGUCUAUCUCAAAACAGAGUGGUGCAGCAUCGACUCCCCCAACAAUGGACCACUCCCGUCUUACGCGGCACCAUGGUGUGAAGCCCCUUUCGAUCCAGAGGGCCUCCUAAGCUCCUUGAUGGCAAUAGUCACCUGCUUGGUCGGGCUCCAGUUUGGACAUGUCAUCAUCCACUUUAAAGGGCACGACGAGAGAAUGGUGCGGUGGUCCCUCUCGGCGUUGAUAUUAUUGGCUCUAGGCUUCUCACUCGACUUGUUUGGGCUGCGUAUGAACAAGUCACUAUACAGUCUUAGCUACACAUGUGUAACGUCCGGCACAGCUGGCCUUUUCGUCGCGGGGAUCUAUCUGUUGGUGGACGUGUACGGUUACAAGAGGCCGGUUCUCCCAAUGGAGUUGAUGGGAAAGCAUGCCCUGAUGAUUUUUGUUCUGGUAGCAUGCAACGUCGCGCCAAUCCUGCGCCAGGGGUUCUACUGGAGGGUACCAAAUAAUAACCUUGUAAGGCACCUAAAUUCUCUUCAAUACCUUCUUUUCCAGGAAUUUAUCUCUGAUACUAAUUAA